AUGGCAGAAGAAGUUCCCAAUAGCAGCAACACGGUACCAAUCGUAGGACCUGAGUUUGCUCGUCCUCAACCAUCGGAUCUAACUAUCAUCGGAGAUACAGUGAAGGACACGGACGGAAACAAAGUGUUCAAAGUCAAAACACCUCUCUUCGGUCUACACAACAAAAGGAUUUUGGUUGAUUCUAAUGACUCUCCCAUUGUCACCAUGAAAAUGAAGGUGACUAGUAAGCACGAUCGAUGGCAAGUGUACAGAGGAAGUGAUUUAGAUGAUAAAAUCUUCACGGUUAAAAGACCUUCAACGGUUCAACUGAAGACAAGAGUUGAAGUAUUCUUGAAACAGAACCAAACCAGAGAAGUGUCUUGUGAUUUCACAAUUAAAGGCCGGUUUAUGAAACGUGCAUGUAGAAUCUAUGUUGGCGAUUCCACGAAAAUCAUCGCUCAGGUACAUGAAGGAGAUGAUAGAUUAGUGGCUACAAUUUACCCUAAUGUCGACAGCGCUUUUAUUGUUACACUGAUCUUUAUAUUCGACCUCAUUAAUAUGGCUGGGACUGGGAUCUGA
This is a messenger RNA of Microthlaspi erraticum, 558 nucleotides long. The record is from the annotation of a GenBank genome assembly. Lineage: Eukaryota; Viridiplantae; Streptophyta; Magnoliopsida; Brassicales; Brassicaceae.